Messenger RNA from Nannospalax galili (Upper Galilee mountains blind mole rat), 2214 nucleotides. RefSeq names its product malic enzyme 3 (gene Me3). Lineage: Eukaryota; Metazoa; Chordata; Mammalia; Rodentia; Spalacidae. Bases 337 to 2151 code for a protein of 604 amino acids. The transcript has 14 exons. Gene Ontology annotation, biological process: pyruvate metabolic process; malate metabolic process. Gene Ontology annotation, molecular function: malate dehydrogenase (decarboxylating) (NADP+) activity; malate dehydrogenase (decarboxylating) (NAD+) activity; NAD binding. Gene Ontology annotation, cellular component: mitochondrion. The record is from RefSeq and is a predicted model, not a curated record.
GAGGGCGCCGGAGCCCUCGCUGAACAAUCACAUCUUCUCCGCGAUGGGGGCGGGGAUGGCGCGGGCUGUCACCGCACAGGAUGUGCUUUCUGGGCUUGCUUUCGCUUUGCUGGGUGCACCGAGAGGCCCCGAGCAUCAUCACCGACAUGGAGGGCUGAGCAGGUGGCCUCGGAGGAAGGGCGGAGGCUGCCGCCUUGAACCCAUCCCGAGCUCCAGGCCUCUCCAGGAGCACGAGUCCGGCUCAGGCCCGGUGCCCUGCUGGCGCUCAGGACCUUGUUUGGCUAGGAGGCGCCCCUGACCUUGGUCUCUCCCCGGUUCCAGAUCUGCGCCAGGACCAUGGGCGCCGCGCUGAGCACUGGCACCCGGCUGGUCUCACUGCCCCGCAGAGCCUGCGGUCCCCUCCCGCGCUGGACACCCUCCGCGCCCGCCCUAGGCUGCCACUCCAAGUCCGGCCCGCCUCGCCCAGUGCCCCUGAAGAAGCGCGGAUACGAUGUCACCAGGAACCCGCAUCUCAACAAGGGUAUGGCCUUUACACUGGAAGAAAGGCUGCAUCUUGGAAUCCAUGGCCUGAUCCCCCCCUGCUUCCUGAGCCAGGAUGUCCAGCUCCUUCGGAUCAUGAGAUACUAUGAGAGUCAGCAGAGAGACCUGGACAAGUACAUCAUUCUCAUGACUCUCCAAGACCGCAACGAGAAGCUCUUCUACCGGGUGCUGACGUCGGACGUGGAGAAGUUCAUGCCCAUUGUGUACACACCCACUGUGGGGCUGGCCUGUCAGCACUAUGGCCUGACCUUCCGCCGACCUCGUGGGCUGUUUAUCACCAUUCACGACAAAGGCCACAUUGCAACUAUGCUGAACUCUUGGCCAGAGGACAAUAUUAAGGCUGUGGUGGUGACUGAUGGAGAACGCAUACUGGGCUUGGGAGACCUGGGAUGCUAUGGAAUGGGCAUCCCUGUGGGCAAGCUGGCCCUGUACACGGCGUGUGGAGGGGUGAACCCACAGCAGUGCCUUCCUGUUCUUCUGGACGUUGGCACCAACAACCAGGAGCUGCUCAAGGACCCUCUGUACAUCGGCCUGAAACACCAGCGUGUGCGAGGGAAGGAGUAUGAUGACUUGCUGGACGAGUUCAUGCAGGCUGUGACAGAUAAGUUUGGAAUAGAUUGCCUCAUCCAAUUUGAAGACUUUGCCAAUGCCAAUGCCUUCCGUCUGCUCAACAAAUACCGCAACAAGUACUGUAUGUUCAAUGACGACAUCCAAGGCACAGCCUCUGUCGCUGUGGCAGGGAUCCUGGCUGCUCUGAGAAUCACCAAGAACAGGCUCUCCAAUCAUGUGUUUGUUUUCCAGGGUGCAGGUGAGGCAGCCAUGGGCAUUGCCCACCUCCUUGUCAUGGCCCUAGAAAAGGAAGGCAUACCCAAGGCAGAGGCCACAAGGAAGAUCUGGAUGGUGGAUUCCAAAGGUCUGAUCGUCAAGGGGAGGAGCCACCUGAACCAUGAAAAGGAGCUGUUUGCUCAAGACCAUCCUGAAGUGAAGUCCCUGGAGGAGGUGGUGAGACUGGUGAAGCCCACCGCCAUUAUAGGUGUUGCCGCCAUCGCAGGAGCCUUCACGGAGCAGAUUCUGAAGGACAUGGCCUCCUUCCACGAGCGCCCUAUCAUCUUUGCCCUGAGCAACCCCACCAGCAAGGCCGAGUGCACAGCUGAGAAGUGCUACCGGGUCACCGAGGGACGAGCGAUCUUUGCCAGUGGAAGUCCUUUUAAGAGUGUGACGCUGGAAGAUGGCAGGACAUUCACCCCUGGGCAGGGAAACAAUGCCUAUGUGUUCCCUGGGGUAGCACUGGGAGUCAUUGCCAGCAGGAUUCGGCAUAUCCCAGAUGAGAUCUUCCUCCUGACAGCAGAGCAAAUUGCCCAAGAGGUCUCUGAACAGCAUCUGUCUCAGGGGAGACUGUACCCACCACUCAGCACCAUCCGAGAUGUCUCUCUGAGAAUUGCAGUCAAAGUCCUCGACUAUGCGUAUAAACACAACCUGGCCUCCUACUAUCCAGAGCCCAAGGACAAGGAGGCUUUUGUAAGGUCUCUCAUCUAUACUCCAGACUAUGACUCCUUCACACUGGACAGCUACAGUUGGCCCAAGGAAGCUAUGAAUAUUCAGACAGUCUAAUGCACUCGGGGUUUUGGGGGGCUGACCGAAGAAAUAUAAUAUAAAUGGUUCCAAAAUGGCCAA